Messenger RNA from Lonchura striata (white-rumped munia), 3109 nucleotides. NCBI's taxonomy places the organism in Eukaryota, Metazoa, Chordata, Aves, Passeriformes, Estrildidae. The record is from RefSeq and is a predicted model, not a curated record.
UUCAAGAUAUUAAUUGCAGGUUGUUUUAUUAUGGAGGCAAUUAUAAGCAUUGAAUUGAACUGCUUAACUUCCUCCCAACUGGUAAUAAAACAAUUUCCAUCUGCUAAAAAUAUUUUUUGAAAUGGUGUGUUGUAAGUGUAAUGGCAAAACAAAUACAGUUAAUGACUUGCUGCUAAAUUUAUUUAUGAGAAAUUUUGUAGUUCUGUCUAAAACUCCAGAAUUCCCUUGGAAUACAUCUCUCAUGUGAGAACAAAAUGUGAAUAGAAGUCAGCAUCGUUAUAUGAAGAUCACUUAGUGGACAAGCGUUAUCCAUGCUUGGAACAAUGUCUGGUCUUUAUGCGAUACCCUGGUGCAAGGAAUCCCUGCUAUUGACAAUCUUGAUGUCAGUCAUUGGAGGUUCCCUGGGAAUUCUGGACACAGGUGGCAAUGUACUGGCACUGUAUACCUGGGGAUCAGAGGCUGGGCCACACUUGCAGGCUUUGCACUUCAGUUUUGCUGCUGGUGCAUUUCUGGCUCCUAUCGUGGCUCAAAUGGACUCGAGGAGUUCUGAACCUGAAGAAAUUGCAGGGGCUGAAAAGACAAACCAGUCUGUCCUCAAGUUGGUGCCGACAGCGUCAGCUGCAUCAACUACACCAGCACUGAAUGACCAUCACAAUGAAGGCUUUUUGUGGUCCUAUAUUUUCAUAGGGACCUAUAUUCUCUUCGUUUCCUUCUUGUUUUUUGUUUUGUAUUCAAAGAGCAGCUCAGCUAGAGACAAAUCAAAGGCUCCUGCGCAGGACAGACUUGCCAAAUACCACUGGCCUCUAGUUGGUCUCCUGUUUGUAUUCUUCUUCUUCUAUGUGGGAGCUGAGGUCACUUAUGGCUCCUACGUAUUUACUUAUGCAAUGGUCUUUGCCGAGAUGACGGAAAGUCAAGCAGCUGCUUUGAAUUCUCUCUUCUGGGGCACGUUUGCCGUGUGCAGAGGAGCGGCGAUAUUCGGUGCUGCUUUACUGUCCCCUGCCACCAUGAUCGUGGCGAGCCUCCUGUGCUCUGCUGCCUCCUCGGCAGCCCUGGCCUUCGUGCAUCACCGAGCCGCGCUGUGGGUGGGAACCGCCGUGUACGGAGCAUCCAUGGCCACCAUCUUCCCCAGCGGCAUUGCCUGGAUAGAGCAGCACACGGCUGUGGGAGGAAAAACGGCGUCUCUGUUUGUGGUGGGCGCGACGCUGGGCGAAAUGUGCAUUCCUGUCGCGGUGGGCUAUCUCCAAGGCAGGUACCACCACGUUCCUGUCGUUAUGUACACUGCCUUCAUCACUUCCAUAGUGACAGUGCUGCUCUUCCCUGCCAUGUACAAACUGGCCAACUGGCCCCAGCAGCGUGACUUGCAAGAAGUGAGUGACAGGGAGACCCGGAAAACUUUGUUGUCAAACUCGAGGCUUCCUGAGGACGAGGAGGAGGAGGAGCAUGUGAGAGAGUGGAACGAUGCGGACUUUGAGGUAAUAGAAAUGAAUGGCAAGCAAAAAAACUCUCUGACAGACACCUCCUGUAGGAUACCAGGGGAUUCUCCAGCUGAAAUCUCUCUCCAGCCUCAUCUGGACGAUGCAUUGGGCAAUUCUCCAGUGAUUGCUGAUGGCUCCCCUGGGGAAUAAAAUGGGAGUGUUGACUGGGAGAAGAGUGAAUAGUCAAAGCUUUUUUUAAAAUGGAAAUGCAGUUGAAUUUUAGCUGUUGUCAAGUGAUUCAGGUAUCCUUUCAUAGUGGUGCAGAGCUCAGCAUGUUGAUUUUCCCAAUUCUUUCUCCUCUUUCAUUUUCAGCCUGCAGGGAUAUGUCUUGGAGUUAGGAAGGUUGUCAGUGAUGUGAUAGGGGCAACAUGCUAAAUGUUUGGCUAUGCCAAAACUGUUAAAAUGUAUGAGUUGUUCUCUAAAUAUGAGGCAUGCAUCCCAGGAAGAGAUGCUGUAAUAACUGGGAAAGAAGGGGACUACUCAGACUACUCAGUUUUUUGAGGUGGGUGAAAGGUGCAGGUCUGAGAUGCUUUGUCACAAAAUGAUUUCAUGAGAGGAGAGACAUUUGUUACCAGUAGUGCUGAAUUUUCUUACCUUGUGAAGGUGGAAUGUUUCUACUGCAUUUGAAAGUUGUGUGUGAUCAGUUCAGUUAAAAUUUCUGGUGAUGCCCAGCAGCACUAAAUUGAAUAACCUUUUGCCAAAACUGUAGGAAUUUUUGGUUCUGAGACAAAGACAAGAGAAAACUGGAAGUUGUUUCCUACAAAUGAAACCAUGCCUUUGGGUCAUUUAAAAGCAGUUUAUGAGAAAGGGCACAAAAUGGGCUGUUGUUUAUCUGCUCAAAUGCACAACUCCAACCUGCUAAACAGUGGCAACAAAUCUAAAUAAUCUAAAGCAUUUCUGAUUUUAAUUAUGGCACUGCCACUGAAAUCAACAAAUGUACACAGAAGAUGAUAAAAUUAGCACAUAAUCUUUGAAUGGUUUGAGUUGGAAGGGACCUUUAAAGAUCAUCCAGUAGCAACCUGCUGACAUGGCAGGGAAAACCUUCCACUGGAGAAAGUUGCUCAGAACUCUAUCCAGACUGGCCUUGAAAACUUCCAGGGAUGGGACAUCCACAACUUCUCAGGGCAACCUGUUUCAGUGCCUCACCACCCUCACAGGAAAGAUUUUUCCCCCUGAUAUCUAAUCUAAACCUACUCUCUUUCAGUUUGAAGCCAUUCACCCUUGUUCUAUCACUACACGCUCUUGUAAAAAGUCCCACUCCACCUUUCUUGCUGGCUCCCUUCAGGUAAAAGAGAUUACUUAAUAUAUGGAAUUUUUAAGCCAGUUGUUUAAAUUAAGGUUAUAACAACUUCUCUGGUUUCCUGUGCCAAGACUUAACAGGGCAAUGUGUUACAAUGAAGAUUUGAGAAGGAGAGGAAUUAUCAAUGAGACAAUUCUUUCUUUGGCUACUUGCUCCUGGCCAGUUGGAUUGGUGACAUUUGGGUUUUUUCUCUGUGGGAUUACAUGGAGAUGGACUCUCCAUAGUGGACUUCUCCCUAGUGGAGAAGUAGUGGUUGUAUGUGAAGGUUCAUUGCUGCUAAGCAGGAAGCCCUGAGGAGGUGCAGCCAUGCCAGGGAGCCCUCCCAGUAAGAGGG